Messenger RNA from Chrysoperla carnea, 1029 nucleotides. RefSeq names its product aurora kinase C-like. Gene Ontology annotation, cellular component: spindle microtubule; spindle pole centrosome; spindle midzone. Gene Ontology annotation, molecular function: protein kinase activity; ATP binding. NCBI's taxonomy places the organism in Eukaryota, Metazoa, Arthropoda, Insecta, Neuroptera, Chrysopidae. The record is from RefSeq and is a predicted model, not a curated record. Gene Ontology annotation, biological process: protein phosphorylation; regulation of cytokinesis; mitotic spindle organization. Bases 1 to 1014 code for a protein of 337 amino acids. The transcript has 2 exons.
AUGAAUUUCACUGAAGAAGAAAGAAAAAAAUUAGGUUCCAAUAAUUUAAUAGCUCUUGAGGCCCAAAUUCAUGAUGAAUCAAAAUCAGAAAUGGUUGGCCUAAUCAGAGAUAUUGUUAAUCAUCCUGCAUAUGGUAAACCAUAUUUGUGGUCAUUAAAUGAUUUUGAAAUUGGUAAAAGACUUGGUUCUGGAAAAUUUGGUCGAGUAUUUUUAGUACGUGAAAAACGAAGUAAAUUUAUCUGUACAUUAAAAAUAUUAUUCAAAUCAGAACUAAUAAAAUGUAAAUUUGAAAAACAAGUUCUAAGAGAAAUUGAAAUACAAUCGCAUCUAAGCCAUCCAAAUAUACUGCCAAUCUAUACAUGGUUUCAUGACGAACGACGUAUUUAUUUGGUAUUACAGUUUGCAGCUUAUGGAGAACUGUACGGUAUAAUACAACGAUCAGCUAUACAACGUUUAAACGACCAUUUCGCAGCUAAGUACACCUAUCAAGUUGCAGAUGCAUUGCACUAUUGUCAUCUGAAUCAUGUUAUACAUCGCGACAUUAAACCAGAAAAUUUAUUGCUAACUUAUGAUGGUAAUGUGAAGUUAGCUGAUUUUGGCUGGUCGAUACGGUCAUGCAGCCGGGAACGUACAACACUGUGUGGUACAUUGGAUUAUUUACCACCAGAAAUUGUUAAUCAUAAAUCGUACGAUUCGGCUGUGGAUAAUUGGGCUUUAGGUGUUUUAUGCUACGAAUUUUUAGUUGGAAAACCACCUUUUGAAACCCAGUCAACGGAUGAAACAUAUAGACGUAUUGUUGCGGUUGCAUUUAAGUAUCCAGAAUUCGUAAAGCCUGGUGCACGAGAUUUAAUUAAUAGUUUAUUGGUAUUGGACCCAAAAAAACGUUUGAGGUUACCAUUAGUCAUGCGUCAUUAUUGGAUUGUUGAAAAUAAACGAGAGGUCCCUGAUGUGAAGAUUGAGGGACAAGGAAGUAAAGGGAGCGAAGAGAUACCGAAUUGUAGCGGAAAGAAAUAAAAAUAUUUUUAGACC